This is a messenger RNA of Seriola aureovittata, 2259 nucleotides long. RefSeq names its product carcinoembryonic antigen-related cell adhesion molecule 5-like. The coding region runs from base 1 to 2259 and encodes 752 amino acids. The transcript is spliced from 12 exons. The record is from RefSeq and is a predicted model, not a curated record. NCBI's taxonomy places the organism in Eukaryota, Metazoa, Chordata, Actinopteri, Carangiformes, Carangidae.
AUGGAAACAUAUGUGAAACUGCUGAUCAUCCUGGGAGCCAUCUCAGGUGUAAGCCAUGGAGCUGGUGUGCUCCCAGACACUCUCGUUGCAGCUGUUGGAGAGACGGUGAUGUUCGCCACAACUGUGCCUCCACAAGAAACACCAAUCCUGGUUGUCACCUGGGGUAUUUUAGAUAUCAGUGGUACUAAUUUUAAUAUAAUAACCUCAUCUAGUGUAAACAUAACUGCACCAGGACAUACGGACAGGAUCACCCUCUUCAGAUCUACGGGAUCUCUGGAGCUCAGAAAUCUGACUCUCAAUGACAGUGGAGAAUACAGACUCACCAUUAUACCAGUUGCCAGCUCACAGUUGAAGGGAAGCUGCAGUCUUGUGGUGCAUGCCCCAGUCUCCAAUGUAACGGUAACUGCCAACAGCACAGACUUGGUGGAGUUCAGCAGCUCCAUCAGUCUGUCCUGCUCCUCCUCUGGAUCCUCCCUCUCUUUCCUCUGGCUGAACGGCAGCUCUGAGGUUACAGCCAGUGACAGAGUUCAGCUCACUGAUGGAAACACCACUCUCACUAUAGUCAAUGUGACCCGCUAUGACCAGGGACCAUUCAGGUGCCAUGUGUUCAGUCCUGUCAAUAAUGGCACCAGUGCUCCAUUAAACCUCUCCAUCAGCUAUGGCCCAGAAAAUAUCAAUUUAACACUGUCUCCAUCACAAGAAUACUAUGACGAAGGGUCAGACAUCAGUCUGAUGUGCUCGGCUGUCUCCAGACCUGCUGCUCUGAUUCAGUGGUUUCUGAACGGAGACCUGCUGUCUGAUUCUGGACCAGAACUCAGACUGAUGAACAUUCAGAUGAGUCAGAGUGGAAACUACAGCUGUCAGGCCUUUAACAACAUAACUAUGAGAAAUCAAACAUCUCAAACUGCAGCUUUAACUGUACUGAAAUCAAAUAUCUCCAAUGUGGUGGUAACUCCCAACACCACAGACUUGGUGGAAUUCAACAACUCCGUCAGUCUUUCCUGCUCCUCCUCUGGGUCUUUCCCCUCUUUCCUCUGGCUGAACGGCAGCUCUGAGGUUACAGCCAGUGGCAGAGUUCAACUCACUGAUGGCGGCGCCACCCUUACUAUAAUUAAUGUGGCCCGCUAUGACCAGGGACCAUUCAGGUGCCACGUGUUCAAUAAUUUCAGUAAUUACACCAGUGAUCCAGUGAAACUCUCCAUCAGCUUUGGCCCAGAGAAUACUAAUCUGAAGCUGUUUCCAUCACAACAACACUAUGAAGAAGGAUCAGACAUCAGUUUGAGGUGCUCAGCUGUCUCCAGACCUGCUGCUCAGUAUUACUGGUUUCUGAAUGGAGACAAACUUUCUGAAUCUGGACCAGAGCUCAGACUUAUGAACCUUCAGGAGAGUCAGAGUGGGAAUUACAGCUGUCAGGCCUUUAACAACAAAACUAUGAGAAAUGAAACAUCUCACCCUUCAGUUGUGUUUAUACUAUCUCCAGUCUCCAGUGUGGUGGUGACUUCAAACACCACAGUCUUUUUGGAGUUCAGCACUUCCGUCAGUCUGUCCUGCUCCACCUCUGGAUCCUCCCUCUCUUUCCUCUGGCUGAACGGCAGCUCUGAGGUUACAGCCAGUGACAGAGUUCAGCUCACUGAUGGAAACUCCACCCUCACUAUAGUCAAUGUGACCCGCUAUGACCAGGGACCAUUCAGGUGCAACGUGUCGAAUGGCGUCAGCAAUGGAAUCAGCCAGUCAGUGAAUCUUGUCAUCCAAUAUGGACCUGACAACAUGAGCAUCAAAGGACCCAAUUCUGUACAUGCUGGAGAUUUGACAAUGCUCUACUGCCACACUAUGUCUGUUCCAUCAGCGAAGUUCACCUGGCUCUUUAAAGGGAAGCCAACUAAUGGUCAUGAGGCUGUGUAUGUCAUUAAAUCGAGCCGAAACUCUGACAGUGGCACCUACACCUGCACUGCUGAGAACAUUGUCACAGGGCAGAGUCAAACAGCACACCAUGAGUUAACUGUCAUAGAUUUCUCAGACUGUGACUGCUCAGCUGCUGUUGGAAGAGCUACUAUCAUAACAGCUGGAUGUUGUGUCCUUAUUGCAGCAGUGAAUGGAAUAAUUGUGUACUGUCUGAUAAGGAAGAAAAGAGCCAACAGCAUUUAUGCAGCACAUAGGAAAGAAAAAUUGAGUGUAAAGGAGUGCCAUUCAGAUUUGUAUAAGAUCACAGGACCAGUUAAUAACGACUUGUAUGCUGUUCCUUUGAAGCUGAAAAAAUGA